Molecule: messenger RNA, 2961 nt
Organism: Xenopus laevis (African clawed frog)
Lineage: Eukaryota; Metazoa; Chordata; Amphibia; Anura; Pipidae
Gene: znf577.L
Product: zinc finger protein 577 L homeolog
Exons: 4
Coding region: 648-2849 (733 amino acids)
Biological process (GO): regulation of DNA-templated transcription; regulation of transcription by RNA polymerase II
Cellular component (GO): nucleus
Molecular function (GO): RNA polymerase II cis-regulatory region sequence-specific DNA binding; DNA-binding transcription factor activity, RNA polymerase II-specific
Source: RefSeq, a predicted model, not a curated record
AGAUUAGUCGCUGACCAUGUGUCUCUGUCCUUAUUGUGACUUAAUACAUAUCACACGAUCUUAUAGAUACUAUUGAAAGCUGGCUCGCAGAUAGGGGCAAAAAAAACUUUUUUUAUACUAAACGUGUAUUUUUUAUUAUUAGAAGUAUUAUUUAUAGAUAUAUAUAAAGGGCGUAUACAUCAGAUAUGCAAAUGAAAUACAAAAAAUUACCAAUACAGGCAAGUCUGGACUGAAAUUCUAAAUAGGCCCUGGCGUUUUAAAUAUACAAAGGCCCAAAAAGCACCACAAAGGUCCAAUAUAAACACUGGCCUUUGGCAUUAGCUGCACUUUCCAGAUUGCAAGUUUGUGCCUUGAUAACGCCCUGUCUCUGUAGAGUCUGCUGCCCCUGUAUUUGCACAUUAGUUGGACCUGGUUAUAAAAAGCACAUACUUGUCGUUUCUGCAGAGAGAUCUCUAUACAGCCCAUAUGAGCUCCAUAGCCCCACAGACACCUGCUCGUUACUUAAUUAAAUCAGAACACUCCAAUCUGCAGCUGGGUGCUCUCUCCCAGGCACGGGAGAAACACAGGAUCACUGGGAGAGAUUCUGAGACACAACUCGGAAUCUAUCAAUUUCUUAUGUUUGAGUUGGUCGCUGUCUCAAUGCUGAGAUGUCCCGGACACUUCCCGUGCAGAUGCACCUGACCUACAGUGACCUGGCAGUGUACUUUUCAGAGGAAGAAUGGAACGAUCUGGAAGGUUGGCAGAAGGAGAUGUACAAAGAAGUCAUGAGAGACAACUACGAGAAUCUCCACUCUCUUGGAAUUCAGGUCCCCAAACCAGAUGUGUUCCUGAAGUUCCAUAAAGGAAAAAAAGAUGUCCGGGAAGCCAUCUUACCUGAUGCGGGAUCAACCAAUGAGAAACAAGUUGGACCUAAACUACAGCCAAUCGUCUUGCAGCCCCAGGACCUUAUUAUGGAAUCUAAGGAAAAGACUUCUGAAGGCAAAUCUCAAAUGUGUCGAAAGUGUGGUGACCUAGAAGACUGCCUCUGUUAUGUGUAUAAAAGCAACUCAAAGAAACCAUACAGCUGUAUAGACUGUGGCAAGUCCUACCGAAAACACUCACUGCUUAUCGUGCACCAAAGGAGCCACUUCAAAGGCCAAGCCUACAAAUGUGAGUAUUGUGAGAAGAGUUUCCUAAAGCCGUCCCACUUACAGAGACACCUGAAGACCCAUCAGAAGUACAAGUGUCCUGAGUGUGAGGAAUGCUUCAGAAACUUGACUCUGUUUUAUAAACAUGUGAAAUCACAGCACAAAGGGAGAGGAUACAGGUGCCACACAUGUCAAGAGGUCUUCCAGUUCCGAGCAGAUGUUAUUAAGCACCAAGGAUCCCACAAGACUGUUCAUCAGUGCGAACAAUGUAUGGCAGUCUACACAAGACUUGGUUUUUUGCAGAAACACAUGAGCAGUCAUUUUCCUCAAAUAACCAAGAGUCAUGGUACCUGCAGCUCAGAGAAUGGUGAUAUUCAGAAGUUCUCUCAUACAACUACUAGUCAUGGUAGAUCCAUCUCUGAAAAUCUUCAUAGUCCUGUAUCCAUCUCUGAAAAUAGAAAGUCUCAUACAUUCCCUCAAACAACCUCCAGCCAUGGUAGCUCCAGCUUAGAGAAUAUAAAGAUUCAUGGGUUCCCUCAAACAACCACCGGUCAUGGUACCUUCAGCUCAGAAAAUGAAAAGACUCAGAUGUUACCUCAAACAACCACCAGUCAUGGUAGCUACUCAGAGAAUAGAAAGACGCAAACAUCCCCUCAAACAACAACUCAAGGCAGCUCCAGCUCAGAAAUUGAAAAGUUUAAGGAAUUCCCUCAAACAACCACCGGCCAAGGUAUCUUUAGCUCAGAAACUCUGACUCGGAAGUUCCUACAUCGGGAAGAGAAGAACCAGAAAAUAAGAGGCAGGAAAGGUUCUCUAAGUUCCAAUCAUGUACACGAGGUUAAGCAAAAUAGGCCAUUGAAAAAAGAAGUUCUAAAGCGUAUAGUGGGCACAUUUUCUUUUGACCAGGCAUUAAGGAACUUUAAAACAAAAGCCAAGAUUUCUAGACAAACCAUAACUUCCGAGGAACUCCCACAGACACCACAGUCCCAACACUGGAAGACAAUGAAGAACACAAACCCUAAGCAGCAGGUGAUCCAAAAUACAAAGAGGAACGUGAUUGCACCCUCUGCGUUUUCACCACACAAAGUGGGGCUCAUGCCCCAGCCAAUGGCUCCUACCUCAAAAAACAUAUUAUUGCCGUUAAAACCUAACACGUAUGUUGAAAAGGCAGAACUAUUUAGCUGUAAAAAGUGCAAAAAGCGCUACAGGCACCGUAAAUCGUUAUUUCGGCACAAGAAAUCUCACACGCAGAGGUAUAUGUGCCACACGUGCGGCGAGACUUUCCCUAGACUGGUUCUUGUGUAUCUUCAUAGGAUGGUGCACACUGAGAAAAAACGCUACAACUGCAGGUUCUGCAUGAAACGCUUUAGCAUCAGGUCCCUUCUUCUCCUCCAUCGGAAGACUCAUAGGCCCUGGAAACCCGACCUGCUGCUUAACGUCGGGCAAGAAGAUCUGGUUGAAAACACAGAUAAUAAAUGUCAUGGACAGAUGUUCUCUCAGUCUUCUGGCUUCACCCUGAAGCAGUUAAACGCUAUGGAGAAUGAGGUCCCCAUGCAUUUAAAAGAACCCCAUUUAUUAGUGGAACAUUCUUAUAACUGCACACCUGCCCCGGUUCCCUGUUGUAUGACCAUUGGCACAAGGCCCCUGCAAGAGACUUGCAAGUGUAGGGACUACGUGAAAAAGAUUUGUUACAGAGCUUAUGAUUCCAGAGACAGUAAUUAAAAUCUUUUUUUUUUUUUUUUCAACCGUUCAGCCCCCCUCUCCAGUUCAUACAGAAAAUCAUUUUUAAAUGUUUCUAAAGUUGCAGACGUGGCAAAUAAAUGUGUUUCACAGA